AUGGGCGAGGAAGGCGUUUCUGAGUAUCUCUACAAGGUUCUCGUGGUGGGCGACAUGGGCACCGGCAAAACGGCGAUCAUUCGUCGUUAUGUAAACAACAUGUACUCCGACAGCUACAAAUCGACGAUCGGGGUCGAUUUUGCGUUGAAGGAGAUCAACUGGGACUCGAAAACGCUGGUGCGUCUGCAGCUAUGGGACAUUGCAGGACAGGAGCGAUACGGCAACAUGACACGUGUUUACUACAAAGAAGCAGUCGGGGCCUUCGUGGUGUUCGACAUCACCCGCAAUUCUUCCUUCGAGGCCGUCAAGAAGUGGAAGCAGGACAUCGACUCCAAGGUCACCCUCCAUGACCAGCCCAUCCCCGUGGUGCUGCUCGCCAACAAGUGCGACCUGGUGAAGAACCCGUGCAACGAGGAGGUCAUGAACGAAUACUGUCGGGAGCACGGCUUCGCAGCGUGGUUCACCACCUCUGCCAAGGAAAAUGUAAAUGUGGACGAGGCGGUGACGGCGCUGGUGAGCGCCAUCUCCAAGCGAACGGGCGGAACAGGCGGUGCGGCGGCUGCCCCAGCGCCAAGCCAGCAGCAGGAGAACAUCAAGGUGGCCGGCGGACAGCCAGCCGCCGACAACAAGAGCUCAGACUGCAGCUGUUAG
Messenger RNA from Acanthamoeba castellanii str. Neff, 651 nucleotides. RefSeq names its product lightoid family protein. The coding region runs from base 1 to 651 and encodes 216 amino acids. Gene Ontology annotation, molecular function: GTP binding; GTPase activity. Gene Ontology annotation, biological process: vesicle-mediated transport. The record is from RefSeq and is a predicted model, not a curated record. The transcript is spliced from 7 exons. Lineage: Eukaryota; Discosea; Longamoebia; Acanthamoebidae. Gene Ontology annotation, cellular component: Golgi apparatus; trans-Golgi network; vesicle.